CGAAAGCAUUCGACGUAAAUUUACGUCGAACUCAGUUGCUUGUUGUGUUGAUCUUAAUAGACAGUGUUGGUUUUGAGCUCCUCUCGUUUAUCCAGUUACAGUGCGUUUAUUUUCAUAACAAUCUCACGUGCUUGUAUGGAUAUGACCGAUAAAGGCGAGUCAAAUAAUGCAUCUGAAAACGAUGAAGCAUUAAAUUACAUAAAAAAUCUACUGAAUGAUGCUGGCACAAUACCAAUCGAUGUCGAUCUUGACACCUAUGAGAUUCAUUUGCCUCCAUGGUAUGAUGAAGAAAAAUUUAAACGAGGUCAACAAUUUUAUAUUCGAAAUAUGGCUGGCACCAUGACAGCUGCACUAUGUGGUUUAAUUGCCGUCUUUGCCAUACCGGCCAUUCUGGAUGUAUUGAUGUUCACGAACAAAUCGUCCGUGCCAGAGACGGCGUACAGACGCUACGUAUUGACAAUUUUGCACACACUUAACUGGUACUGGGAAGAGCUGAAGCCAGGUUCCAACGGCUGGAAAUCUUUAGAAUACGUACGCCGAAUCCAUGUAGUCAGUAGUAAGCAAGCCAACGCAAAAACCUCCAAGAUGCUCAUAUCACAACAAGUUAUGGCAAUUACCCAGUUUGGCUUUAUUGGGUAUGUCAUGAUAAGCCACCAAAAAUUAGGAAUUCAAUACGAUGAAGAUGGUGCAGAAGGAUUCGUUCAUUUUUGGAGAACUAUUGGUUAUAUGCUUGGGAUUCAAGAUCGAUACAAUCUGUGCACAGACAGCGUCGCUCAGUCGAAGCGCAGAAUGGAGGUGAUGAACGAGCUGAUUAUACGUCCGGCCCUGCAGGUUUCCAGUACUGAUUUCAAACACAUGACUAAAGCGAUGGUCGACGGCUUGUGGUGCUUCAGUACCUUUAUGGAGUAUGAUGCGUUCAUGUUUCUGACCAGACGUCUUUCGAACACUCCCGGUCACUACUACUGGCAUAAUGAACCGCAUGAUACUUCCAAAGCAGUGUACAAAGAGCUCGGUUGGUACAGUCGAAUAAUGCUGAACAUAAUUCUAGUUAUACAUGAAAUUCUGCUGAAUUACGCUGUUCUUCGGUGGUAUUUCAACUGGCAUGGACACAUCAAUACGUAUGUGGUGAACAGGUAUUUUCCGUGGUUAGCCAUGUUGAAAUAUGGAAUUAAAAAUGCCUACGUAAGGAUUGUUUACUAGUGGAUAAGUGGAAAAUAUAUUUG
Messenger RNA from Topomyia yanbarensis, 1223 nucleotides. RefSeq lists its product as uncharacterized. NCBI's taxonomy places the organism in Eukaryota, Metazoa, Arthropoda, Insecta, Diptera, Culicidae. The transcript is spliced from 6 exons. Gene Ontology annotation, molecular function: oxidoreductase activity. The record is from RefSeq and is a predicted model, not a curated record. The coding region runs from base 136 to 1200 and encodes 354 amino acids.